Molecule: messenger RNA, 891 nt
Organism: Rangifer tarandus platyrhynchus (Svalbard reindeer)
Lineage: Eukaryota; Metazoa; Chordata; Mammalia; Artiodactyla; Cervidae
Source: the annotation of a GenBank genome assembly
AUGUGCAGAGAAAUCAGCCUUGUUUUCCUUCUUCCUCACAAAGAAGAAAUGAAAAGGUUUCCAAAUUGCUUCAAACAGGGGGCUUCUCGAGCCCACGAGGGGGCCUUUCAGAGGCCCCCACCCAGAGGGGAGAGGGAGGUAGGGCAGCGCCCCCACGAGGUCCCAGGACCACCAGAGGCCUCUGGUGUCUCGCUGGAAUGCCGAUUCCUCCCCUCCCCUGCCCCCAGCCUCCUGGGUUACAUGCUCUGUGUCUGCAUUCACCAGCAUCUUCCCCACCCCAACCCCACUGUGUUUGAAGAUCACUGGACUAGUAAGCGCUCGGUUGGGUGGGAUAAGCAGACAGAUCUGGGGGUGACGUCAGAGAAAAGUGCCUUUGUAGGUGUCUUCGAGGUGCACAAGCCAUCGCCUGGCCGCCCGGGGUGCGGGUCCGCGAACAGCCGGGAAGAUGCCGGGGAAAGGCCGGAACUACUAAGGCCCUGGCCCCCAGAUGUGUUGGGCUACGCACCCAGCACUGCUGCCUCCCCAUCUCAGACCCUGUCAUCGCCCCGCCUCACCCCAGCAAGACUCCCCUGGGAAGCUGAUGACAUCAGAGGUGCCCCAGGAAGCCGCCCGCCCCCAGGGCGACAGACGGGACUAUUUAUACGGAGGAAACGCAGCCCUGUCACCCUCCGAUUCCACGUUGCCUUCUGCUUCCCCGGCUUCCUCCGCUCGCGCCGGGGCUGCUGCGCCUAUAUUAGGAGCUCGGCAGAUGGAAGGGGCGGGACCUUCCGCGUCGCCCCGGGCUGGGCUCUCUGCACGUGCAUGCCGGCCCUGAGCCAUCAAGGACCUGGCCCACCCUCCCUGGGCUGUCUGAACCUCCCUGGGACCCUAGGGGGUAAGGACUCCGUGUAG